AUGGCUGAAAAGGAAACUGCUAACCAGUUCUUCAACUUCCCCCAGGAAGAAGAGAAUGUGUUGGAUUCCUGGGACGAUAUGGAUGUGUUCCAAAGACAGUUGGAAUUGACUGAAGGACUUCCUCCAUUCUCGUUUUACGAUGGACCUCCGUUCGCCACUGGUGUUCCUCACUAUGGUCAUCUUUUGACCUCCACCGUGAAAGAUAUCAUCCCCCGUUAUGCAUCCAUGAACGGCCAUUACGUCGAAAGAAGAUUUGGUUGGGAUACUCACGGUUUGCCAGUUGAGCACGAAAUUGAUAAGAAGUUAGGCAUCAACUGUAAAGAGGAUGUUAUGAAGCUCGGUAUUGCAAACUAUAACAAGGAAUGUCGCUCUAUUGUUAUGAGAUACGCCGACGAGUGGAGAAGAGUCAUUAGAAGAAUCGGUAGAUGGAUCGAUAUGGAUAAUGAUUACAAAACGUUAUAUCCAACGUUUAUGGAAUCUGUAUGGUGGGUUUUCAAGCAGUUGUUCGAGAAGGACUCUGUCUAUAGAGGGUUGAGAGUCAUGCCUUACUCCACCGGGUUGACUACUCCUUUGUCCAAUUUUGAAGCCCAACAGAACUAUAAGGACGUCAAUGAUCCAGCUGUCACUGUGGCCUUCCAAAUUAAAGGUCAAGAAGACACUUACUUGGUUGCGUGGACCACCACUCCUUGGACUUUGCCCUCCAACAUUGCUUUAUGUGUGAAUCCUAACUUUGAAUAUGUGAAAAUUUUCGAUGAAGAGAAGCAAAAGUAUUACAUUUUGUUGGAAUCUUUGUUGAAGUCGAUGUACAAAAAGCCUGCUGCUGCCAAGUACAAGGUUGUCGAAAAGAUAAGCGGUAAGGACUUAGAUGGCAUUAAAUAUGUCCCAUUGUACGACUAUUUCGUCAAGGAAUUUGCAGAACAUGGUUUUAGAGUCUACUGUGCUGACUUUGUUACUGAUGAUUCGGGUACUGGUAUUGUGCACCAAGCUCCAGCUUUCGGUGAAAUUGAUUUCGAAGCUGCUAUGAAGGCUGGUGUCAUUUCUGAAAAGAGAACUCCUCCAAACCCCGUGGAUGAUCAAGGUAAGUUUACAAAGCAAGUCCCAGAUUUCGCUGGUUUGUACGUCAAGGAUGCUGAUAAAGUUAUCAUCAAAGACUUGACAGAAAAAGGCAACAUGUUGCUCAGCACCCAAAUCAAGCACUCGUAUCCUUUCUGUUGGAGAUCCGAUACUCCUUUAUUGUACAGAACAGUUCCAGCUUGGUUUGUACGCGUGGGCGAGAUUAUUCCAGAUAUGUUGAAGAACGUUGAUGAAACCCAUUGGGUUCCAAACAACAUCAAGGAGAAAAGAUUCUCCAACUGGAUUGCCAAUGCUAGAGACUGGAAUGUUUCUAGAAACCGUUACUGGGGUACUCCAAUUCCUUUGUGGGUAAGUGAUGAUUUCGAAGAAAUCGUGUGUAUUGGAUCCAUUGAUGAAUUGAAGGAGUUGUCUGGUCGUGACGAUAUAACUGAUAUUCAUCGUGAAAGUAUCGAUGAUAUUGUCAUUCCAUCUAAGAAGGGAAAGGGUAACUUGAAGAGAAUCGAAGAAGUAUUUGACUGUUGGUUUGAAUCUGGUUCUAUGCCAUACGCUUCCAAACACUACCCAAUGGAAGGAAAGGACAGUUUCCAUGAUGUGUUCCCCGGUAACUUCAUUGCUGAAGGAUUGGAUCAGACCAGAGGUUGGUUCUAUACUUUGACAGUCUUGGGUACCCAUUUGUUCAACACCGCUCCUUACCAAAACGUCAUUGUUACCGGUAUAGUUUUGGCUGCUGAUGGUAAGAAGAUGUCCAAACGUUUGAAGAAUUAUCCUGACACCAAAGUUAUUCUUGAUAAAUAUGGUGCAGAUGCCUUGAGAUUAUACUUGAUCAAUUCUCCCGUUUUGAGAGCUGAAACUUUGAAGUUCAAGGAAGAAGGUGUCAGGGAAAUUGUUUCUGGCGUUUUAUUGCCUUGGUACAACUCUUACAAGUUUUUCAAAGAUUCUGCUGACAUCUUCAAGAAGGAAAACGGUGUGGACUUUGUUUACGAUCCAUCCUCGAUUUCCACCAAUGUUAUGGACAAAUGGUUGUUAGCCUCUAUUCAGUCUUUGAUUAAGUUCAUUCACGAGGAAAUGUCCAGCUACAGAUUGUUUACUGUGGUCCCAAGAUUGUUGCGUUUGAUUGAUGAUUUGACCAAUUGGUACAUUCGUUUCAACCGUCGUCGUAUCAAGGGUUACUCCAAUGAGGGUAUCAAAGACACUCAAAUGGGUCUUAACACCUUGGUGGAAGGAUUAUUGAUUUUGUCCAGAACUAUGGCACCAUUCACCCCUUUCCUUGCUGAGAACAUUUACUUGAAGCUCAAGCCUUACUUCACAGAAGACUACUUGAACUCUCUUGUGGUGAAUCCUAAGCACAAAGAUAUUAGAUCGGUUCAUUUCUUAUCGUUCCCAACCGUCAGAGAGGAAUUAUUCAAUAAAGAGAUUGAAGUAGCCGUGGGAAGAAUGCAAAAGGUUAUCGACUUGGGUAGAAACAUCAGAGAAAAGAAGACUAUUUCCUUGAAGACCCCAUUGAAAGAAUUGGUUAUCUUGCAUGCUGAUCCAGAAUACUUGAAGGAUAUCGAAUCAUUACAGGGUUACAUUCUCGAAGAAUUGAACGUUAGAAACCUAGUUAUCACCUCUGACGAAGCUAAAUACGGGGUUGUGUACACCGUUGUCGCUGAUUGGCCAGUGUUGGGUAAGAAGCUUAAGAAGGAUGCUAAGAGAGUGAAGGCUGCUUUACCUAGCGUGACUUCUGAAGAAGUUCAGGAGUUUGCUGAAUCUGGUAAGAUCACAGUUGAUGGUAUUGAUUUGGUAAAGGAAGACUUGCAAGUUCUUCGUGGAUUGCCAGACACCGCGGCUGGUCAAGGCCAUGAAGUCAGAUCUUUCCAAGAUCUUUUGAUUAUCUUGGAUGUGAAAUUGUACCCUGAAUUGCAAGGCGAAGGUUUGGCUAGAGAAUUGAUCAACCGUAUCCAAAGAUUGCGUAAGAAGGCUGGUUUAAACACCACUGAUGAAGUUCAAGUUGAGUACAAAUUGGUCAAAGAUACUAUUGACUUUAAGACCAUUUUGGAUACCCAAUCCGACAUUUUACUCAAAUCCACCAAGCUUCCAAUCCAAGAGUUUAGUGAUGACAAGGACAAGGUCAUCAUUGAUGAGGAACAAAGCAUCAAUGAAACUGUCUUCAACUUGAGAUUGUUGAGCCUAUAG
This is a messenger RNA of Yamadazyma tenuis ATCC 10573, 3249 nucleotides long. It is a transcript of the gene ILS1, whose product is annotated as isoleucine--tRNA ligase. The record is from RefSeq and is a predicted model, not a curated record. Gene Ontology annotation, biological process: isoleucyl-tRNA aminoacylation. Gene Ontology annotation, molecular function: tRNA binding; ATP binding; isoleucine-tRNA ligase activity. Lineage: Eukaryota; Fungi; Ascomycota; Pichiomycetes; Serinales; Debaryomycetaceae.